Suillus clintonianus is the source of this 1022-nucleotide messenger RNA. RefSeq lists its product as uncharacterized. Gene Ontology annotation, molecular function: gluconokinase activity. The transcript is spliced from 2 exons. The record is from RefSeq and is a predicted model, not a curated record. The coding region runs from base 130 to 579 and encodes 149 amino acids. Gene Ontology annotation, cellular component: cytoplasm. NCBI's taxonomy places the organism in Eukaryota, Fungi, Basidiomycota, Agaricomycetes, Boletales, Suillaceae.
UCAAAACAUGUUCGUUAAUAUUACAUUCUCAGGGCGUAUCUGGUACAGGCAAAUCUACUCUCGGCGCUGCGCUAUCAAAGGCACUCCGCAUCCCAUUCAUCGACGGCGACGACCUCCAUCGUAGCCAAAAUGUCACGUGGAGAGCCACUCACAGACACAGAUCGCCAGCCCUGGCUGGAGAUUAUUCGCAAGACGGCCGUCAGUAGCGUCGAUCAGGGGCCGGGUCCUACGAGGGAUGAAGACCAGAAGCCAGGGAUUAUCAUAGCGCGCUCAGCGCUGAAGGGGAGCUACAGGUCGGCGCUAGGGGGUGAAGCUCUGUCGGAAGCAGAGGGGUCGAAGCACUUCGGAAAGCUUCCGACGCGGUUUGUUUAUAUGAAAGUUCUCAUGGACCGGAUGAUGAAAUGCCAGGGGCAUUUCAUGAAGGCUGCGAUGUUGUACAGUCAGUUGAAGACGCUGGAAAGCCCUGAGAAUGAGGAGCGGGUGGUGACAGUGUCGAUAGAGUGGUCGACUGAGGACCAAGUGCGGGAGGUGGUGAGGGCUCUCAGCGAUGGAAGAGAGCACAUGACAGCGAAGCACUGAUAAGUGUUUCUUUAAACGGGAACUUGAAAUAAAAAUUCAGUUCUUGCAGGUUUUUUCCUUGAAAAGAUGGAAUGACUUGUCAAGCUUCCUUCUGAAGAGGUCUGACUACUAUGGGUAGCAGGAGACUAGCUAGGUUUUUGUUUUUUCUUCGUCAAGGACCUCAACAUAAAGGCAAACAUUAAUAUUAUGUGUGGCACAACUAGCCAUCUGUCGACAUGUCAGCCCCUAUCAUGUGUGGCGCUGUGUGCUGAGCACUAAUCAGCAUAUGUGGGUCUUCAGCGCUGUCAGCUACGAGAGCUACGCGAUGGUGCAAUGUCCCGACCUUGUUGCAAACUCCUCAUUGUAAUUUAGAUUCUUAGACAUCCAUGGCUAUGUGCAUGUGUCGAUAACCCAAAUUUCUCGCAGUAUACAUAGCCGUAUCUAGCAGGAGUAGAAUUAUAUCC